This is a messenger RNA of Moneuplotes crassus, 1346 nucleotides long. Lineage: Eukaryota; Ciliophora; Spirotrichea; Euplotida; Euplotidae. The record is from the annotation of a GenBank genome assembly.
UUAAGAGGCUGAGAAAAGUAGACGAUUCAGAAUUAUUUAUCCUAAAACUUGUUAUUUAAUAAGAUACUUAAAAUAAUUCUCUUAAUAUCUUCUUUUUCUGCUUAAUAGUCUCUUUAACAAAAUUAAAAAAGCUACAGUUUUGAUAAUAGCAAUCUUAAAUAUAAGAGAAGAAGCAUUAAAGAGAGAUCUGAUUUGGCAAAAUGCAAUUUGGUUAAAUAUUCAUUCAUUUUCUUAAUAACCCAUCGCUGUUAUAGCUUAAUAGUCUUUAAAAAACAAGUAAAAGGAGUUGUGCUGAUAGAGGUUUCUUCAUAACUUUCUGAGUCACUAAAAGUCUUUUAGGAAAUUUAGCUGGGUCUAUACUCAUCUAACGCACGCUGUAAUAGGCUAUUUCUUUAUUUCAUUUCUAACCUUGAUUCUAUUUGCUGGGCCCUUAAAAUUAUGAAUACCAUAGAAUUUUGAGCUAAUGUGUUGAAUAAACAUUCUUCACCAAGACUUUUAAUGCUGUCUCCAAAACAUAUUCAUAUCUCGGUUGGAGAGUUUUUGAAACUUUAUUUUAAAGCUAUAGCGGUCUUAAACUGUUUGUCUAUUGACAAUAAACGCAAAGAGGCAUCCAGUCACCUCUGAUUAAGCUGAGACAAUAUUUUAAGGAUAAGUCCAUCUGAAAUUUAUUUUUACUCUCAAUAUUCGAAGGUAUUUCAAACAUCUCAGAGGAAAACUGCAAAUUACGGUAUAAAUAAUUGGAGAGACAUGUGAAUAGACUAGUGGCCAUUGAGCCAAAUAAGUUUAUUAGUGCUUAGGCAUUAGAACGCUAUAUUUCAAGAAUGGAUUCGUGAAAUUCAGAUUCCUCCCUCAUAAUCCCUGGACUAGACUGAGAGGCUUAAAUUUGAUAGUUUUGUUAAUAGGUAUUUGUAAGAUUUCAGUGGUCUUGGAAUAUCGAAGGUAUAGAAGAGAUCUCUAUAGGAUCUAUCAAUAAUUUAGCGAACCUGUAUUGUAAAUAUUAGAGUUUUAAGCAUGUUUCUGGUAAUAUAAUGUUAUUAUACUUGGCAUUUUUCAAUAAUUACGUGCAAAUAACUAGGAGACGAAGAGUGUAAAUACAAAUUUUAGAUCCUCUUUAUUUCUUCAGACUUUUUCAUUUUUUUCAAAAACUUUAGAAAUGCUGUAAUAUUGUUCCUAUCCCUUCAGUUGUAGCAUUAUCUGAACUAAUUAACAAUUGCUGAAUAAUUUUAGAACAACAGGCUUAAUAUUAGGAAUGUGUUGCUAGAUCAUACUGAAAGUUUUUGAAGUUCAAAAAUAUCAGCACCUAAAUCAAUUAUGCCAUGGCUCUAACUAGACAAAAUUUAAAAUCA